Molecule: messenger RNA, 588 nt
Organism: Lichtheimia ornata
Lineage: Eukaryota; Fungi; Mucoromycota; Mucoromycetes; Mucorales; Lichtheimiaceae
Exons: 2
Coding region: 1-588 (195 amino acids)
Biological process (GO): regulation of cyclin-dependent protein serine/threonine kinase activity
Cellular component (GO): cyclin-dependent protein kinase holoenzyme complex; nucleus
Molecular function (GO): protein kinase binding; cyclin-dependent protein serine/threonine kinase regulator activity
Source: RefSeq, a predicted model, not a curated record
AUGCUCUGCACACGAUCCGCCAUUAACCCCUUGGCAGCCAAACAAGGCAUUCCCCCAGGAUUUAUUGACUUUGCCUCGACUUCGUUUGAUGCCAUUUUUUACCAACGACCCUUAUCAUCAUUACGUCGAGAUUCACAGCAAAGCGAUAGUGACGAAGAUGACGAACCAACACCAUCACCUCAUCGCCGCUCAUCACACCUCCCUGAUUUUUUGCCUUUUAUCCAAUUGAUCACUGAAAAAUGCAACGUACAACCUGUACAGCUUGUGAUGGCACUUAUCUACGUUCAACGAUUCCGUGCAACUCUACCAGCCAGUUACAAGGCUGAACCACAAGCAGCACAUCGUAUCUUUGCAGCUAGUUUAUUGGUGGCGAGCAAGUACAGCGAGGAUUACUCUCUAUCAACUCGGCAGCUUGUUCGUGCUACUGGAGAUGUGUGGACUAUCAAAGAAAUGGCUCGUAUGGAGAUGGCCUUUUUACAAUUCCUGCAAUGGGAUCUACAUAUCGACUCUGAGGAGAUUACUCGCUUCUUGCACAGUCUCAACUUUGACGAUACGGCAUCCAUUUUGAACAACGAGAAUGUUCUUUAA